UGGUAAGGGGUAUUUUCGGUUGGCCUUAUCGGUUGGGCUAGGUUUUGACACCGCUAACGAGGCGGCGGUCGCGCGAGUGAAGGUGAGAAAUGAUAAAACUGUACACAGAGAACUUCACAGCAGGCUAGCAUUGCCACUUCAGCCGUUUUCUGAGGUCGUCCUUGCCCUGCAUCAAUCUGUGGCUGUGCUGCGGUGAAGGGGCCUAGAGAGAAAAGAACAGAACACUCUCCCACCGCGAAGUAGAAGACAUGGUGAGGCUAACAGCGGAUUUGAUAUGGAAAAGUCCUCAUUUCUUCAACGCCGUGGGGGAUCGAGAGUUGGAUCUCCGAGGCAACAAGAUUGCUGUAAUAGAAAACCUGGGAGGAACCGAGGACCAAUUUGACACCGUUGAUUUGUCAGACAAUGAGAUUGUUAAGCUUGAAAAUUUCCCUUAUCUGAGUCGGAUAGGUACCUUGCUUAUAAACAAUAAUAGAAUUACUCGUAUCAAUCCUAAUAUUGGAGAAUACUUGCCAAAACUACAUUCUCUGGUUCUUACAAACAACCGACUUGUUAACUUGGUGGAGAUUGAUCCACUUGCAUCCCUUCCGAAACUGCAGUUCCUUAGUCUGCUCGAUAAUAACAUUACAAAGAAACCAAAUUAUCGGUUAUAUGUGAUCCACAAACUGAAAUUGCUACGGCUGCUUGAUUUCAAGAAAGUGAAAUAUAAG
Macadamia integrifolia is the source of this 707-nucleotide messenger RNA. Its product is annotated as U2 small nuclear ribonucleoprotein A'. Gene Ontology annotation, molecular function: U2 snRNA binding. Gene Ontology annotation, biological process: mRNA splicing, via spliceosome. NCBI's taxonomy places the organism in Eukaryota, Viridiplantae, Streptophyta, Magnoliopsida, Proteales, Proteaceae. The record is from RefSeq and is a predicted model, not a curated record.